GAUGUUCAAGUACGCGAUUGUCGCGUUUGCUGUCUUUGCAGCAUCUGACGCUUUCGGCUUUGGACUCAUGGGAGGCGGUAGCAGCUGCGGCUGUCCCGCACCUGCUCCGCCUCCAUGUCCGCCUCCAUGUCCACCUCCAUGUCCUCCACCGUGUCCACCACCGUGUCCUGCACCUGCUCCAUCAUGCGGAGGCGGUGGCGGCGGAGGAUACCCUGCUCCUCCACCACCUCCACCACCACCAAUUUCACCUAUUUAUGUUGUGUACAGCAGCGAUCAGAGCGUCACAUCAAAUGUCGUGCAAUA
Messenger RNA from Cooperia oncophora, 303 nucleotides. The record is from the annotation of a GenBank genome assembly. NCBI's taxonomy places the organism in Eukaryota, Metazoa, Nematoda, Chromadorea, Rhabditida, Trichostrongylidae.